ACCAAUUUCUGGGAUCUUUUAUUUCUGCUCAUGAAACAUGGGACCAACACUUUACAUGAUUAGUUUGUAUUUUUCUUAAGUAUAAUUUUAGUGUCCCGGAUUUACAUUUACUAUGUUACGUCUGGUUUAUGAGACAAGGCUGGGAUAGCACUAACCAUUCUGUGAGCUAUGCGAUGCUGCAAAGCGCACCGUGCGUAGAUCAGCAAAGCGCAGAAUCUUCGCAGUGGAUGGAGGCAAACGGAGUAAUGAAAGAUGCUUUAGCCUAGAUGAAUCUAACGGGCAUUUCGUGGACAGCUGUGUGUCAGUAAAAAUUGACACUUUGAAGCGAGCGCUGCAGUGGAUGAUAUUCUGAUGGGUUGUGGAGGAAGCCGGUCCGACACAAUAAUCGAACCGAGGUAUCAUGAAAGCUGGACCCGAGAAACCGAGUCGACAUGGCUCACCAAUACAGACGCCGAGGCUGCUCUUUCUACUAUCAACAGUAAAGGGCUGGAGGGUAUUCAGAAGGAGAAGAGGAUGAUGGUGACCACAGGGACCCAGUGUGGGAAGCAGACCCUCACCAGCUCUGGACCCAACCACUGGCGGUCCUGCCACGAUAUAGGCCACACUCAAACAAAAAAGGAGUCCAGAAGGAGAGCAUCUAAGGAGGUGCCUGCUCCGUCUAAAGCGGUCCAGUCUGUCAGUGGCAGUGGGGACACCGUCCCACUCAGUCAGGCCGGUGAUGAAAGGUGAAAACAGCCAGAGGAGGUUGGAGAACGAUGAUCUACUGUCUGGUUGAGCUGGAAUAGGCCUGGAGGGUUGAGCUGGAAUAGGCCUGGAGGGUUGAGCUGGAAUAGGCCUGGAGGGUUGAGCUGGAAUAGGCCUGGAGGGUUGCAGACGAGUCCUGAUUCCUGGUGACAAAUGUUGCUUGUGUCCCAAAUGGCACCCGAUUCCCUAUGUAGUGCCCUAUGUAGUUCCAUAUGUAGUGCUCU
Molecule: messenger RNA, 968 nt
Organism: Oncorhynchus tshawytscha (Chinook salmon)
Lineage: Eukaryota; Metazoa; Chordata; Actinopteri; Salmoniformes; Salmonidae
Product: brain and acute leukemia cytoplasmic protein
Exons: 3
Coding region: 352-729 (125 amino acids)
Cellular component (GO): cytoplasm
Source: RefSeq, a predicted model, not a curated record